CUCCGCACGUUUGGCUAGUAACCGCAGACUCUUUGUCGCUCCCUCCCUCACUCUCCCCUUUCACAGACAGUUCCCUCGCUCUUUUCUUUCCUUUGCUAUGAGGAUGUCUACUUAGCGCCCGGUUUCGAGCAUACAGACUGGCAUCAUGGUGAACACUACGCACUUUGUGCUUCUAGCGGUCGGCACAAUGACGAGCUUAGGCAUUACUGAUGCGUGUGCUGUGGUAUGCGAUCUCCGCCCACUGCUUGCCGAGGUGUUCAGUAUACCGGCCAGGAUGGAUUCGUUCCAAGGUCGUUGGAUGCAAGGGGUCGGCGCGCGCGAGCGCCCAUCGUCGAGCGCGUCUGGCGACAUCACGUGGGUGACGUGAUACACCUUUCUCCGAGGUUCUCGGAACGACCUUCGA
Messenger RNA from Fomitopsis serialis, 403 nucleotides. RefSeq lists its product as uncharacterized. Lineage: Eukaryota; Fungi; Basidiomycota; Agaricomycetes; Polyporales; Fomitopsidaceae. The record is from RefSeq and is a predicted model, not a curated record. Bases 146 to 367 code for a protein of 73 amino acids. The transcript has 2 exons.